Messenger RNA from Monascus purpureus, 522 nucleotides. NCBI's taxonomy places the organism in Eukaryota, Fungi, Ascomycota, Eurotiomycetes, Eurotiales, Aspergillaceae. The record is from the annotation of a GenBank genome assembly.
CCAAGAUGUCAAACAGACAAAAUCAAGACUCCCACACUGGCGGCUCUCUCUACGACUGGGCUAAAGACGGAACCACAGUCCCAAACGAUGCAGGGCUGCAGAACACCGUACCCUCGUACCCGCGUCCCUCCCAAACCUCCGAGUCGACGCAAUUCGACAACCAAGGUCUCGAGGAGCCGUCCCUUGCCUUUGCAGCUGAUAAUCCCAAGGACGUGCCCCGCAGCACCAAGGAUGUCGGUGAGACCGGCGAGGUCAUCACGGGCACAGGUGACGCCCUGCCUUCGGAGAUCGAGACCAAAAGGUUGAGCUGGGCUGAUCUGGACCCUGGAGCCAAGGGAAGUACAAGGAAUGAGAAGCAUGAUAUUUUUAAUCGGAGCGCUUUCGAUAGAAAGGCGACGGAUAAUCCGAAUGCAAAUUGGCAGUCUGGGGAGCACCAGGGAAGGAAUCAAGUGUAGGGCUUGUGUAGCUUUCCUGUUACUGUAUAUUGUGCAUGAUGAUGUAUUACUUUCUGGAUAAAAAAAU